GUUUUCCAUACCGGACGGAGUCUCAAUAUUUCUACAUUGUUCAUGCAAUUUGUUGACGUUGAGAGACAAAAGCAGGACCCCCGAUCUCUUUUCUUAUUUUUGUUUCUCUCUUUUCCAUUGCUUUACUCUGCCCAAGAUGAGCGGUCCUGAUAUCAGCAAUAAUAACUAUUACCCCCCACCGCCGGUUCAGAACCAUUACUCUCAACAGACAGCUUAUCCACCUCCUGCUCAACCCUACACGGCUGUUCCACCUCAGUACAACUCCAAUCAGCAAACCUAUGAUCCAGAGGCUGCAACGUAUGGUCACUAUGGACUGCCUCCACAGCAAGUGGCGCCCAUGGCCAGUGGUAGCGAUGCAAAGGUUCAGCCGUCCAGUGGAUUCCAAGACGUAUGGGCAACCAUAGCUUGGCUGUGUAAUAUGGGAGCCUUCAUUGGCCUGUCCGUCGUCGGCUUAAGAGCAUACAGUAGAAGCAGCGGGUCGUAUGGAGGCAUUCCUUCGCAAACACCAUCUUCAGGAAUUACGUUCGACACAACAGCGUUUUUCAUCUUUGGUUUGGCUAUUGUCAUUGGUUUCGGUCUCAGCUUAUUCUACUUUUUGCUGGCCAACAAGUUCCCUAGACCGCUCAUCAAGGUCACCUUUAUCUUGAGCAUCCUCUUCUAUUUUGGUGUCACAUUUUACUAUUUUGCCGUACACUAUUAUUCUGCUGCCAUUGUGUUCUUGAUCUUCUCAUGCUUAUAUGCCUUCAUGUGGUUUGCUUGGAAGAGUCGUAUUCCUUUUGCGACAGUCAUGUUGGAAACCAUCACGUCAAUUACGUCAAAAUACCCUAGCACAAUUUUCGUUGGUAUUAUUACCUUGAUCGUGCAGACUGCAUAUUCUAUCUGGUUUUCUUUGGUGGUUAUCGGCGUCUAUGAAGCUUACUAUAGUAGUAGUGGUGGCAAUAGUGCCUUGACAGGUAUCAUGGUGUUCCUUGUUUUCAGCUUUUACUGGACCUCUCAAGUGAUCUCGUAUGUCUGUCAUGUGACGAUCUCCGGUAUAUUUGCUUCUGUCUAUUUCUUGGGGGAUUCGGCAAAAAGCCCCGCUUGGGGAAGUGCUAAGCGUGCUUUGACCACUAGCUUUGGUAGUAUCUGCUUUGGCGCCCUUCUCAUGGCCUUUAUGAACCUGAUCCGUGCUAUGAUUGCUAUUGCUCGUACAGAGUCGGACAAUGUCUGUUGUACUAUCAUUCUUUGCUUCGUACAAUGUAUUGUCAACUGUAUACAAGGUGCCAUGGAAUGGUUCAACUACUACGCAUUCAGCGGCGUGGCCAUUUAUGGACGAAGCUUCAUAGAAUCUGCCAAGCAUACAUGGCGAAUGAUUACAGACAGAGGUGUGGAAGCGUUGAUUAAUGACAGUUUGAUCGGCAACGUUUUGUUUAUGGGCGGGUUGCUCGUUGGUGUCAUCACGUCGCUGUUUGGAUACAUCUACAUGGCGGUUGCCCGGCCGGUCUUUAACCAGUAUGGCACAGCAACGCCUAUUGUUGUCAUGGUAUGCUUCAUCAUUGGUCUCUCCAUGUUUUCGUCCAUCGCCACUGUCAUCACCAGCGGCGUGGCUACCACCUUUGUCUGUCUUGCUGAGGACCCAGAUGCUCUGCGAAGAACAAAGCCAGAACUAUAUGAGAGAAUUCGUCAAACAUGGCCACGUGUCGUUCAGAGCGUAUAGACACGGAAAAGCCGUACAUAGGACUCUACCGCAUCAUGUCAUCCGUUUUUCCUGGUCUCCUUUGUGCUAUUGUUUCAUAGGCAUCGAUGUACACUCUUUUUGUUAUUUCGAAUUCAAAACUCCAUGUUACUUCUAAAGUCGAAUCCAUUUUAUUUUAUAAUUUUCGUUCACCCCCAUAAUAAAUGAUUCAUAACUAGGGCUACCACUAUUAAACAAGGCGGUGAAAAGCAAA
Umbelopsis ramanniana AG is the source of this 1928-nucleotide messenger RNA. RefSeq lists its product as uncharacterized. The coding region runs from base 137 to 1696 and encodes 519 amino acids. The record is from RefSeq and is a predicted model, not a curated record. The transcript has 5 exons. Lineage: Eukaryota; Fungi; Mucoromycota; Umbelopsidomycetes; Umbelopsidales; Umbelopsidaceae. Gene Ontology annotation, cellular component: plasma membrane. Gene Ontology annotation, biological process: transmembrane transport. Gene Ontology annotation, molecular function: transmembrane transporter activity.